Pygocentrus nattereri (red-bellied piranha) is the source of this 4485-nucleotide messenger RNA. It is a transcript of the gene tle3b, whose product is annotated as TLE family member 3, transcriptional corepressor b. The record is from RefSeq and is a predicted model, not a curated record. Gene Ontology annotation, molecular function: transcription corepressor activity; protein binding. Lineage: Eukaryota; Metazoa; Chordata; Actinopteri; Characiformes; Serrasalmidae. The transcript has 22 exons. Bases 569 to 2890 code for a protein of 773 amino acids. Gene Ontology annotation, cellular component: transcription regulator complex; nucleus. Gene Ontology annotation, biological process: regulation of DNA-templated transcription; negative regulation of canonical Wnt signaling pathway.
GUGUCAGUGGGCAGUCUGUGUGUGGUACAGCGAGCUGUGGAGUAACUGGGCGAAAGCUAUCGCAGGAGCUUGGCACGUCCGAGCGUUAACUUUUUUCCCCCUUUUUUUUAAAAAAAAAAAAACUAAAAAUACAAUUUUGAUGCUUCUGGAGAGUCACCUAUCGCUCUCAUCCGACGACUGGACUUGACAGAGAGUCCGAGAAGCUCACAAUCGCCGUUCAAGUUGGAAAGGCGAGGCUUUUCAGGCUUUUCGUGCCGCUGGUCUUCGAGAAAAAAAGACAUCGGGGGGGAAAAAACCUGAGGGGGAUUUGCACGUAGCCCCGGCCAGACACGCUCGUUUCUAACCAAGCACGGAACCGAGCAGACUUCUCCUCGUAAGGUCACACGAGUGGACGACUUUGACGAUUCCUCCGCACUCUGGGAACUAUCGCAGCUAUUAACCUGCAUCCGAGGGGGAUUUUUGUUGUGGAGAGAAGACAAAAGGGAGGGGUGGUGGGACUUUACCGCUUCACCUGCUCGGAUUUAUUCUGCUGCAGAAAGCCACAUCUGCGUGGAUCCGCGCGGGCAGGAUGUAUCCACAGGGCCGGCAUCCGGCACCUCAUCAACCUGGUCAGCCCGGGUUCAAAUUCACAGUAGCAGAAUCCUGUGACAGGAUCAAAGACGAGUUUCAGUUCCUGCAAGCUCAGUAUCACAGUCUUAAGGUGGAAUAUGACAAACUGGCCAACGAGAAGACAGAAAUGCAGCGUCACUAUGUCAUGUACUAUGAGAUGUCCUAUGGGCUUAACAUUGAAAUGCACAAACAGACUGAAAUUGCAAAGCGCCUCAAUGCGAUUCUUGCUCAAAUCAUGCCUUUUCUGUCACAAGAGCACCAACAGCAGGUAGCCCAGGCUGUUGAGCGUGCUAAGCAAGUGACAAUGACAGAGCUGAAUGCCAUCAUCGGGGUACGUGGACUUCCCAAUCUGCCUCUCACCCAACAGGCCCAUGCUGUCUACCCAGCGCUGAUGCAGCAGCUUCAAGCUCAGCACCUUUCUCAUGCAGCCCAUGGACCACCCGUCCAGCUGCCCCCACACCCCUCGGGCUUGCAGCCCCCAGGCAUACCCCCGGUCACAGGUUCCAGCUCUGGACUACUAGCACUAGGAGCUCUGGGCAGUCAGGCACACUUACCGGUUAAAGACGAGAAAAACCAUCAUGAUCUGGAGCACAGAGACCGGGAGUCAAGCACGAAUAACUCUGUGUCGCCAUCGGACAGUCUGAGGGCCAGCGAGAAGCACAGGGGCUCAUCUGACUACAGCUUGGAUCCAAAGAAACGCAAAAUGGAGGAGAAGGAUAAUAUGAGUAGAUAUGACAGUGAUGGUGACAAAAGUGACGACCUGGUGGUUGACGUUUCCAAUGAGGACCCAGCCACCCCGAGGGUCAGUCCUGCUCACUCUCCUCCAGAGAAUGGCCUGGACAAGGCCCGGGCGCUGAAAAAAGAUGCCCCCAACAGCCCAGCUUCUGUGGCUUCAUCUGGGAGCACCCCCUCGUCCAAAGCCAAGGAUCACCCACAUAAUGAUAAGUCCUCCACCCCCGGCCUGAAGUCUAACACCCCCACCCCACGUAACGAUGCCCCUACACCAGGAACCAGCACUACCCCUGGCCUCCGCCCCAUCCCCGGCAAGCCCCUUGGCAUGGAGGCCUUGGCAGCUCCUGCCCUGCGCACUCCGUUGUCCUACGCAGCUCCGUUUGCGAUGAUGGGUCACCAUCCAGAGAUGAACGGCUCUCUGACUAGUCCAGGCGUAUAUGGCCUCCACAUCUCUUCUGGGAUGGGUGCAGCUUACGGCCGAUCGCCUAUGCCGGGAUUCGAUCCACAUCCUCAUAUGCGGGCUCCAGGUCUCCCAACCAGCCUGACGUCGAUCUCUGGAGGAAAACCAGCGUACUCCUUCCAUGUGAGCGCAGAUGGACAGAUGCAACCAGUACCUUUUCCUCCAGACGCUCUAAUCGGCCCGGGCAUCCCACGCCACGCCCGCCAGAUCAACACACUGAGCCACGGAGAGGUGGUUUGCGCAGUAACCAUCAGCAACCCCACCCGCCACGUCUACACAGGUGGCAAGGGCUGUGUGAAGAUCUGGGAUAUCAGCCAGCCUGGCAGCAAGAGUCCCGUGUCUCAGCUGGACUGUCUGAACAGGGAUAAUUACAUUCGGUCGUGUAAGCUGCUCCCUGAUGGUCGUACUCUGAUUGUGGGCGGUGAGGCUAGCACUUUGACGAUCUGGGACCUGGCCUCUCAGACGCCUCGCAUCAAGGCUGAGCUGACCUCCUCGGCUCCAGCCUGCUACGCAUUGGCCAUUAGCCCUGAUGCCAAGGUCUGUUUCUCCUGCUGCAGUGAUGGGAACAUUGCGGUAUGGGACCUCCACAACCAGACCCUUGUCAGGCAGUUCCAGGGGCACACAGAUGGAGCCAGCUGUAUAGACAUCUCUCAUGAUGGCACCAAGCUGUGGACAGGAGGCCUAGACAAUACUGUCCGGUCUUGGGACCUGAGAGAGGGACGACAGCUCCAGCAGCAUGACUUCACCUCACAAAUUUUCUCUCUGGGCUACUGUCCAACUGGCGAGUGGCUGGCUGUAGGCAUGGAGAGCAGUAAUGUGGAGGUGCUUCACCACACCAAGCCAGACAAGUACCAGCUCCACCUGCACGAGAGCUGUGUACUUUCCCUCAAAUUCGCCUACUGCGGUAAAUGGUUCGUGAGCACAGGGAAGGACAAUCUGCUGAAUGCCUGGAGGACUCCCUAUGGUGCCAGCAUUUUCCAGUCUAAGGAGUCCUCGUCUGUCCUGAGCUGUGACAUUUCUGCUGACGACAAAUACAUUGUUACAGGAUCCGGUGACAAGAAGGCCACAGUUUAUGAAGUAAUCUACUAGAUUCAGGAGUGAUCCACCAGAUCCAGCGAGCUAUGACUGGAGCUUCUGUUUUGGCCUCGUUAAGAGUGGAAUUGGGAUGAACACAGCCCCUCCCCUUUCCUAUAAAGACCUUCAAAGAGGAAACCAUGUUGGAGUUAAAUUUGUCAACUCGGAAUACAUAACUGAUGUGUUUGAUCGAUUUUCGUGUUACUGGAACAGAACCGCUCCAGGGCCUUUUGGAGACUUACUGGUCAGUUUAUCUGAGGAUGGCCAGAUGGCACUAAAGAAGUACAUAUUGUCUUGCCUUUUACUUUAAGUCUGCUCACGAGAUUUGCUGGGUGUGUGCCUAUUCUUCCUUUCUUUUUUUUUUUUUUUUUUUUUUUUUUUCUUCCCCAUCUUUCUUUUAACAAAAAGCAAAUGAUCUGUGAUGCAACAUGAAGCAGUGCUUCAUUUUUAGCCUCCUGCUCCCUGGAUGACUUGUGAAAAGUGUAUAUAUGGAGUAAUAAAAACAUUUUAUAAAUAUAUAUGAUUAUAUGUAUAUAUAUUUCCUUGUCCUGGUAUACUUGUGAUGGGUUUCUUUUGUCCUCAUGUCCUCGAUGCUUGAUAAAUGUAGAUUAGGACCUACUUUUUUAAGAUGAAUUUGUCUGGGUUUUUUUUGUUUGUUUGUUUUGUUUUUUUUUCCUUAUGUUAUUUAGAUUUUUGUAAGUGCACUCUCUCUGGGUUGGCAGUUGAUGAGGGAAGUCUCUGAGGCAGCAUUUAAAGAGGACAUUUGUAAGCUUGGCUGGGCUCUGCAGACUCCUGGUUGUGAGCUGUUUGGUGGCCAUGGAUUCAGAACUUUGAUGGGCAUGGUAGAUGGUAGUUUAUGGAUGGACGCCAAACUGCAUUGAACUCUGCCAAGUACCAGAGAGCAACCAGAGGAACGUGGGGAGAUGUUUGUAAAUUAAAACCAAUAUUAAACUUGGAGAAUUGACUAACUGUACUGCUUGUCUGUCCCCUUGCCCCUAUCUCGUGUCGUGUUUGUUUCGGUGUGGGAGAGGAGUAGAAGGUUGGGUCAGUCAGUAAAGGGUGAAUAAAAGAGGAGCACCCUCAGACUCUGCCAGAAAUGAAGAUCCUAAUGACUGCUACUGAUACAAGGGGAUCGAGUCAGUACAGCCCAGAGGAACUUUGGGAAACUGUCCUACCUAGCUCUGUUUUUAACCACUGAUGGAUGAAAUGCGUAUGGCUAGAAGUAGAAUCAGUACAGAGGCAGGUUUAUAUGAACUGGUUGUUCCACUUUUGUUUUUUGCUUUUUUACAUUGUGUUUUCACAACCUGCUCUUGACUUUAAUAAGGUUGAGGAGCUAAAGCGUGCUGCUUUGUGGGAGUGGGAGAGAGCAACUUUUCAAAGCUGAACCAGGCCGUCCUAAUGUGGAAAUGAGGAGCGAGUUUUACGAGGGUGGAAGCAACAUUAUGCUCUGUCCAUAGACUCUGAGAUUCACCACCAACAAACCAUGCCAAACCCUUCUGCCUUCCUGCCUGGCACAAUCCUCUCAAGUUCACACCAAAGUAUGUAGCAGCCUGUCAGCACUGAACAUGUGCAGCUAUUCAUAAUCAAAUAAACUGUUCUUUUGUAGAAAA